Molecule: messenger RNA, 1572 nt
Organism: Mycena indigotica
Lineage: Eukaryota; Fungi; Basidiomycota; Agaricomycetes; Agaricales; Mycenaceae
Product: Kinase-like protein
Exons: 9
Coding region: 1-1572 (523 amino acids)
Biological process (GO): endocytosis; signal transduction; peptidyl-serine phosphorylation
Cellular component (GO): cytoplasm; nucleus
Molecular function (GO): protein serine/threonine kinase activity; ATP binding
Source: RefSeq, a predicted model, not a curated record
AUGGGCGAUCAUUUGAUGGCAUUUGGGUUUGGGAGGGCUCUUCUUCACCCGCCACGACCUUGUCCUCCGCCCGCUCGCCCCCCCUGCCUGCUGACCCCCGCUGUCGCUAGCAUGUCCGCACACAGCAGCUCGUCAGCCAACCUAGUCGGCAUACACUACCGCGUCGGGAAAAAAAUCGGGGAAGGGUCAUUUGGCGUCAUAUUUGAGGGCACGAAUCUACUCAACAGCCAGACGGUCGCUAUCAAGUUUGAACCACGGAAGGCGGAGGCGCCACAGCUGCGCGACGAGUGUCGCUCCUACCGCAUUCUUGCUGGAUGCACGGGCAUUCCGCAGAUAUACCACUUUGGGCAGGAGGGCCUACACAACAUCCUCGUGAUCGACCUGCUGGGGCCGAGCCUGGAGGACCUCUUCGACAUGUGCGGCCGCAAGUUCUCCAUCAAGACGGUCUGCAUGGCUGCUCGGCAAAUGCUUUCACGCGUGCAAACGAUCCACGAGAAGAACCUUAUAUACCGCGACAUCAAGCCAGACAACUUCCUCAUUGGGCGGCCAGGGACCAAGGGCGCCAACGUGGUGCAUGUCGUUGAUUUUGGGAUGGCGAAGCAGUACCGCGACCCCAAGACGAAGCAGCACAUCCCGUAUCGGGAACGCAAGAGUCUUAGCGGGACGGCACGGUAUAUGUCCAUCAAUACCCAUCUUGGGCGGGAACAGUCAAGGAGAGACGACCUGGAGGCGCUGGGCCAUGUCUUCAUGUACUUUCUGCGCGGGAGCCUGCCGUGGCAGGGCCUCAAGGCCGCGACGAACAAGCAAAAGUACGAGAAGAUCGGCGAGAAGAAGCAGACCACGCCGAUCAAGGAGCUGUGUGAGGGCUUUCCUGAGGAGUUCGGGAUCUACCUCAACUACGUGCGCAAGCUCGGCUUUGAGGAGACGCCCGACUACGACUUUUUACGGGAGCUUUUUGCCAAGGUCAUGAAGAACAAUGGCGAUGCGGACGACGGCGUGUUUGACUGGAAUCUUUUAAACGGCGGGAAAGGCUGGGAGGCUUCAAUGGGCCAAAGCCAGAUGCUCGCGCAGAUCCAAAAUGCGGGGCUCACCGCCGGUGGCACAGCCGAUGCGCGGCGGCGUGGAGACCCAACGGACCGAAGGCGGGCGUCACAGGCCGGUAACGGAAACAUUGUUCCGCCAUCACCAGCGCUCGUGCGGCACGGCUCCAAGACCCGCAAGGGCGGUGCGCUCACGCCCGGUGGCGGCUCGCCUGGCCAGAUGACGCCGCACUCGGCCGCGGCACAGGUGAACGUCCCAGUGGGUGGCGGAUCACGUGGUCAACACCCAUAUGCGAGUGCGGGGAAUGGCGGGUUCGACUACUCCCAGGACGACUAUGCGCAACAGCAACAGCAGCAACAAUAUGGCCGCGCGUCGCCCAUGGUGUCGAGUGUUGGGGCUGGCGCGGCGCCACCUGCCGUGAGCACUGUCAGGGCACAGGGCGGUGUGUCAAGAGACGGCCAGUAUGGGCAGCAAGACGACGAGCAGCCUAAGGGCGGGCUGAUAAAGAUACUGACCUGUCGCUGUGGUUGA